AUGUCUUCACAGGGCGAGCGCGCACCGUUGCUGCAACAAAGAUGGAGUGAGGAAGGCGAACCGCGCACACAUCUUCGCAUCCAAGACCUUUCGAAUGACGAAAACCCGCGAGAAUGGGCGCGAUGGCGCAAGAUGGCCAACGUGGCUGUCAUAGCCCUCAUGUCCAUCCUCAGCCCUCUCGUGUCCUCCAUGUUCACGCCCGGCAUCGCGCAGAUCGCCGAAGAUCUCAAAUGUAGCACGACGGCCGUUAUUGGAACAACCACCGGCUUCGUAGUCAUGCUCGGAAUCGGUCCCUUGAUCCUCGCGCCCCUCUCCGAGACGUUUGGACGGAGAAAGAUAUACCUCGUGUGCUUCUCCAUCUUCACCCUGUUACAGAUACCCGCCGCGCUCGCGCCGAACAUCGCUUUCCUCAUAACGGUACGGAGCAUUGCUGGCUUCUUUGGUAGCGUUGGCAUAGCGAACGGUGGCGGCACGAUCAGUGACAUGUUCUUACCAAGCGAAAGAGCUGGAGUGUUUGGCUGGUACCUGUUGGGCCCGCUGCUUGGACCUACCCUGGGACCGCUGUUUGGUGGUAUCAUCGUACAGCGAUUGAACUGGCGCUGGGUCUUCUGGAUCAUGACCAUUGUGUGCUUCGUCAACACCUUGGCGGGAUACUUCUUCCUCCGGGAGACGUAUGCGCCUGUCAUACUGAAUGCGAAGAAGGCGGAAUUCGAGUCUCAGAGCAACGAGUGGGAUGGCACGAAGUACUCGUACGAGGGCGAAGACACACGGCCGUUGAACGAGAAGCUCACGCAGGCUCUCAAGCGCCCUCCGAAGAUCUUUGCGCAGCCCAUCGUCGCGGUCAUGGCUGUAUACCAAGCGCUCAUCUUCGGCACAACGUACAGCAUCUACACGAACAUGCAGCCCAUCUACCAGGAUGACUACGGCUUCUCCACUGAGCAGGUCGGAUUGUUGUAUCUAGGCCCUGGAUCUGGGUUCCUGUUUGCAGUCUGGUUCCUCGUCCCACGCAUCGACACCGUGUACAAGACGCUCACAGCGAAGAACCACGAGAAGGCGCGACCUGAAUUCCGCCUCCCAUUGGCAAACAUCGGCUCCGUUUUCAUCCCCAUGUCGCUAUUUUGGUUCGCUUGGGCAGUACAGAAGCACACGCACUGGUUUGCAUCCAUCUCCGCGACCUUCUUCUACGGCAUCGGACAGGUCAUGAUCUUGAAUAGCACGCAGAACUACUUCAUCGACAGCUUUGAAAAGUACGCGGCUAGUGCCAUCGCUGCUGGUACUGUAUUCCGUAGUGUCGUGGGGGGUGUGAUCCCGAUCUUUGCGCCCAUGCUGUUCGAGAAGCUGGGGUAUGGUUGGGGUAUUAGUACGUUUGCGUUUGUGAGCUUGCUGCUUGCGCCUGCUCCGAUUUUGUUCUAUAUCUUCGGUGAGAGACUUAGGGAACGCUACCCGGUCGAUUUGUAG
This is a messenger RNA of Alternaria arbusti, 1458 nucleotides long. RefSeq lists its product as uncharacterized. Gene Ontology annotation, molecular function: transmembrane transporter activity. The transcript has 3 exons. Lineage: Eukaryota; Fungi; Ascomycota; Dothideomycetes; Pleosporales; Pleosporaceae. The coding region runs from base 1 to 1458 and encodes 485 amino acids. The record is from RefSeq and is a predicted model, not a curated record. Gene Ontology annotation, biological process: transmembrane transport.